AUGGAGAAGGCUCCCGUCGUCGAGCAUCUCCCUCCGCCCCACGGCGAAGGGCGCGCCGCCCGUCGCCCACGUGCUCGUGGCCGGCUUCUCGGCAUCCUCGCCUGUCUAUGUGUUCUACAGCUUCUCGUGCUCACGGAUCCCAUUGCGCGCAUCCUCGGGACGGACCGCGACGAUGUGCAGGUUCCGAGGAAUCAUCAGGAGAUACUGGCUCGCUGUCGCUCUUUGGACGUUGAACCCGCUCCGCCGCGUAACUUCUACCGCCGUGACGCUUCCGACCGUGCCGUGGACGGCACUGCACCCAUACUCAUCCAGAACGCACGUAUUUGGACUGGAGGCGAUAAUGGAACCGAAGUCAUCGAGGGCGACGUGUACAUCGACAAAGGCAUCAUCAAGGGCGUGGGACAUCUUGGACGGAAGCACGUACAGUCUUUGAAGGAGAAGCAUGAUAUCGUCGUGCUGGAUGCCGAAGGUGCUUGGCUUACACCGGGAAUCGUCGACCCGCAUUCGCAUCUUGGCGAUGGGUCUUCGCCGUAUCUUGAUGGAGCGUCUGGAGACGAUAACUCGUUGAAGGGGACUAUUCAGCCUUGGCUGCGUUCCCUGGACGGACUCAACACGCACGAUGACUCGUACCCACUCUCGGUCGCGGGUGGCGUGACUACAGCCUUAGUGUUGCCAGGUUCGGCGAACGCGAUCGGUGGACAGGCAUUCAGGAUCAAGCUUCGUCCUACGGCUGAGCGUAGCCCGACAAGCAUGCUUGUUGAGCCGCCGUUCGGCCUUAACGGCUCGGACGUGGACUACUACACCGCACCAAGAUGGCGUCUUAUGAAGCAGGCUUGCGGCGAGAACCCGAGUCGCGUCUACGGCGCAACCCGCAUGGACACGUUCUGGGCCUUCCGUCAAGCCUACGACAAAGCACGCCAGCUCAAAGAGUCCCAAGACGACUACUGCGCCAAAGCGUCUCGCAACCAAUGGAAAGACCUAGGCGAUUUCCCCGAAGACCUUCAGUGGGAAAUGCUCGUCGAUGUCUUACGCGGCAAGGUCAAGGUGCAGACGCACUGCUACGAGGCGGUUGAUCUGGACGAUCUCAUCCGUCUUUCGAAUGAGUUCAAGUUCUCCAUUGCAGCGGUGCACCACGCCUCGGAAGCAUACCUCGUCCCAGACGUCCUCAAGCGCGCAUACGGUCAUCCGCCCGCCGUCGCACUCUUCGCUACGAACGGCCGCUACAAACGCGAGGCAUACCGUGCGAGCGAGUUCGCGCCGCGUCUGUUGAGCGCUGAUGGAUUGGAUGUUGUCAUGAAGAGCGACCACCCGGUCUUGAACUCCCGCUACCUCCUGUACGAGGCUCAACAGGCGCACUUCUACGGUCUUCCGGCAAACCUCGCGCUCGCGGCGGUGACAACCAAGCCCGCGAAAGUGAUCGGAUUGGACCACCGCGUCGGAUACGUCAAAGAGGGAUGGGACGCAGACCUCGUUCUCUGGGAUUCGCACCCGCUCACCCUUGGCGCAACGCCCAAACAAGUCUUCAUCGACGGUGUUGCGCAACUCAACAAGCCACACGUCGUCGAGAAGCCCGAGAGCUUCCAAGAAGUACCCGAAACGCCUGACUUCGACGAGGAGGCGUCGAAAGCAAGGACCCACGAUGGACUGCCGCCGCUCGCGCCUAACACGACGAGCGCCGGCACGGUCGUCUUCGCUAACGUCAAGAGCGUGUACUUGUCGAACGAGGAGGGCAAGCUCGUUGCGCAAGAAGCUCCCUCCAGUAGCGGAUCCGUUGUUGUGCGCGCGGGCAAGCUCCUCUGCGCAUUCGCUUUGUGCGAGCAGGCUAUGCUCGAGGACAAGGACGCGACUAUCGUGGACCUCAAGGGCGGUUCGCUCGCGCCGGGCUUGACGACGUACGGCCCGCCUCUUGGGCUGGCGGAGAUCGUCGCUGAGAGCAGUACGAUUGAUGGAAUCGUGUUUGAUCCACUCCUUGGAUCGGUACCCGGCAUCCUGGGAGGCGCUGAGGAGGUCGUGAGGGCUGUUGAUGGAUUGGCGUUCGGUGGCCGCGAUGCGCUGUCGGCUUACCGAGCUGGAGUAACGAAGGCCAUUGUCUCGCCCCUCCACAGCGGCCUCAUCUCCGGCCUCGGAACAUCCUUCUCACUCGCCGCACCCCACCGUCUCGCAAAAGGCGCCAUCAUAUCGUCCACCACCGCCCUCCACGUCACAAUCACCCACCUCGGCAAACCAUCCAUCUCAACUCAAAUCGCCGCGCUCCGCCAUCUCCUGCUCGAAGGCAAAGGCGUUUGGGGAGAGGUAGCACAGGGCAAGAGAACGCUCGUGGUUAACGCGGAAAGCGCGGACGUUAUUGCUACCCUUCUGGUGUUGAAGAAGGAGGUUGAGAAGGAGGUAGGCAAGAAGGUCAAGUUGACGAUCAGUGGGGGCGCGGAGGCGCAUAUUGUUAAGGACGAGUUGGCGACCGCUGGGGUGGGCGUUGUGCUUGUGCCUGUUCGUCCGUUCCCGGCUACUUGGGAGCAGCGCCGCAUCUUGCCCGGUCCGCCGCUGAGCGAGAAGGGACAGGUCGAGGCGCUCCGCGAUGCGGGCGUCAAAGUGGCAAUCGGCGCGCUCGAGUCGUGGGACGCGAGGAACGCGCGGUUCGAUAUCGCCUGGGCCGCGCUCGAAUCCGGUGGGCGCAUCGGCAGGGUUGAAGCUCUGGCGCUUGCAUCGACCGACUUAGAGCUGCUACUCGGCUCGACGGUCCAGGCGCAGGAUGAGGGCACGCUGGUCGCUACUGUUGGUGGCGAUCUGCUGGAUCUGGAGGCGAAGGUCAUUGGUGUUGUGGAUGGAGCGAGGGGUGUUGUCGAUUUGUUCUAA
Peniophora sp. CBMAI 1063 is the source of this 2850-nucleotide messenger RNA. The record is from the annotation of a GenBank genome assembly. NCBI's taxonomy places the organism in Eukaryota, Fungi, Basidiomycota, Agaricomycetes, Russulales, Peniophoraceae.